Equus quagga is the source of this 1730-nucleotide messenger RNA. RefSeq names its product DNA (cytosine-5)-methyltransferase 3-like. The coding region runs from base 1 to 1452 and encodes 483 amino acids. The transcript is spliced from 13 exons. Lineage: Eukaryota; Metazoa; Chordata; Mammalia; Perissodactyla; Equidae. The record is from RefSeq and is a predicted model, not a curated record. Gene Ontology annotation, biological process: negative regulation of transcription by RNA polymerase II. Gene Ontology annotation, molecular function: DNA binding; enzyme activator activity; DNA (cytosine-5-)-methyltransferase activity, acting on CpG substrates. Gene Ontology annotation, cellular component: nucleus.
AUGAACCAGGCGGACGGAACGUGGCUGGUGCCCCAGGAACCAGGAUGGGAUCUGCCCGGCUACAUGCAGCCACCCCCAGACCCUCGGGCCCAAUGGCAUCUGAACCCAACUGGGAUCAAGCCGUGGGCCACCCCCUCAGGCCAGCAAACACAGCUCAUCAAGCCAGGAUGUUUCUGGAAGGCCCCUUCCCCUGGUUCCAUGGCCCUCUCCUCCCCGGGGACCCUGAGCCUGGAGACCCUGGACAGCUGGGACCCUGACGUAGCCGGGCAGUUGGAUGAGGAGCGGUGGCAGCCAUCCUCUGAAAUCGUUCUGGACCUGGAGGAAGAGCCCAGCAUGGACAUCAUCCUGGUGGACUCCAGCGAGCUGUCGUCCCCGCCUUCACCGGGGCCCUCCCGAGAUCAUAUUGAGUAUGAAGUCAAGGUUAACCAGCGAGACAUAGAAGACAUGUGCAUCUGCUGUGGAAGUUUCCAGGUGCACACACAGCACCCUCUGUUUGAGGGAGGGAUGUGCGCUGCCUGCAAGGACAAGUUCCUCAGCUGCCUCUUCUUGUAUGACGACGACGGGAACCAGUCCUACUGCUCCAUCUGCUGCUCCGGAGAGACGCUGCUCAUCUGUGAAAACCCAGACUGCACCCGCUGCUACUGUUUCGAGUGUGUUGACACCUUGGUCAGCCCCGGGACCUCAGAGAAAGUUCAAGCCAUGAGUAACUGGGUGUGCUUCCUGUGCCUGCCUUUCCCACGCAGUGGGCUGCUGCAGAGGAGGAGGAAGUGGCGGGGUUGGCUGAAGGCCUUCUACGACCAGGAGGCGGAGAGUCCCCUUGAGAUGUAUAAAACUGUGCCUGUGUGGAAGAGAGAGCCAGUGCGGGUGCUGUCCCUUUUUGGUGACAUCAAGAAAGAGCUGACGAGUUUGGGCUUUCUGGAAAACGGCUCUGACCCGGGCCGACUGAAACAUUUGGACGAUGUCACCAAUACAGUGAGGAGGGACGUGGAAGAAUGGGGCCCGUUCGACCUCGUGUACGGCUCCACGCCGCCCCUCGGCCACGCCUGUGACCAUCCUCCCGGGUGGUACCUGUUCCAGUUCCACCGUGUGCUUCAGUACGCGAGGCCCAGGCCGGGCAGCCCGCAGGCCUUCUUCUGGAUGUUUGUGGACAACCUGGUGCUGACCAAGGAUGACCGGGCCGUAGCCACUCGCUUCCUGGAGACUGACCCGGUGACCAUCCAGGACGUCUGUGGCAGAGCUGUCCGGAACGCCGUGCACGUGUGGAGCAACAUCCCGGCCGUGAAAAGCAGGCACUCGGCCCUGUUUUCCCAGGAGGAAUCGUUCCUGCGGGCUCAGGACAGGCAGAGAGCAAAGCCCCCCGCCCGGGGGCCAGCCAAGCUGGUGAAGAAUUGUUUUCUCCCCCUGAGAGAAUAUUUCAAGUAUUUUUCAACAGAAUUCACUUCCUCUUUGUAAAUGAGUCAUUAUACCUUGAAAAAAAAAAAAAAAGACUUUUCCUAGAACAAAGAUAACUUUCCUUAUAUUGUUUCUUUUUUCCUCUUUAAAUUAUUAUUUUAUCUGCUUGACUGUGGAUUUUCCAUGGUUGCCACAGACCCAUCUUCCUUUUGGGUCUGGAGACCAGGGCCCUGACCCACCACACCCUUUGCGGGACGGGGGGACAUACCCCACGUCUAACCAGAGACGAGAUCCCGAUGUUACACAGCACAGUGUGCUGCUGAAAAGUUUGUGUGUGC